Molecule: messenger RNA, 3036 nt
Organism: Ceraceosorus bombacis
Lineage: Eukaryota; Fungi; Basidiomycota; Exobasidiomycetes; Ceraceosorales; Ceraceosoraceae
Source: the annotation of a GenBank genome assembly
AUGAGCCCUUCCCCGAGCUCUGCAGCGCUGCCAACAUCGUUCAAGCGCAAACGCGUUCUACAGGCAUGCUUGCCAUGCAAGCAACGCAAGAGGAAAUGCGAUGGCAAGCUUCCAUGCUCGAGCUGCGAUGGCAUGGGCUAUCUCUGCGAGUUUGAAGAGGAUAGUCGCAAGGUGAUGGGCUCGGGUACCGCAUCAAAAACGGAAGUCGCUCACGCCUCGCCCGUCCCGCUCGCCAAGUCCUCCUCGACGCUGGCGGAUGCAAUGCAGAUCGGUCGUCAGCGAGUAGUCUCAAAUGCGACAACAACAUCGACCGUACGAAAUGCGAGCGUCGAUAGCUCUCCUGCCAGUGAUGACCCUGCUGACAAUGCCGAGGGGCGAUCAGCCAAGUGGAGCCGCGCGGUCGCGGCGCGAGCAGCACGAGAUGCCACGGCAGCAGCAGCAGCAACCGCCGCCGCUUCGCUCAAGGGCGAGGGGGCCACUAAUCUGGACUCGAGCCCGUCUAUGAUAGUGACGACGGAUGAGAUCGAGCCAAAAUCAGAGACGGAUGAUGAGGACGAGGCCCAUCACAAGGUCAUCAGCUACUCUGGCGAAGAUUCUUCCGUGGGCUUCCCGGCUCGGCUUGGCGCCGAGCUCCGCUCCAGCGAUCGCGGUGAGGAGGGACGCAGCUCGUCGAGACAUCUUGCUGGACCAAUUUCCAAAUCCUCAAACGCCAGCAGCUCAAUAUCACCGCGGGACGACUUGUCCGGUGCGCCGUCCGACUCUUUCCUCGGAUUGAAGAGCCAAUCGCGUCCUGCAACCUCGCACUUGACGCCUUCCAGAGCUGCCGUCGCCUCUUUUGGCUGGAAUUUGGGUUUGCGACCGCAACUUUCUCGCAGCUCUAGCAGUCAAGAGCCGACACUCAGGGAUAUUGUGCCGACGCUGGAAGGCUACUUUGCCCUCGCCCGCGUCUACUUUGCUGCUGUCUGGCCCGACUAUGCCAUCUUGGACUUUGAGCCGUUUGUCAAGGACGUGCUCGCACUCUACGCAAGCAGGACAAGUCACACGGCCAGCGAUGGGCACCAAGUGAAACGGCGAAGACUGCAAGGCAGUCAGCUAGGGCAAAGCAUCAGUGGAGACUCUUCAGCACCGCAAUCAGCCGGUAACGCUCAAAGCGGCUCGCCACCAUCUCCUUUGAUAGAGCCUCGUGAAUACAGUGAGGGAUUUGAAGCCGCAGCUGCGUCCGUCGCCGCGCUCGGGAGCAUCUUUUCGGGCGAGCAAUCGGAAGCGGCAGCUCGUCUCGAAGCACGCCUCGUCAAGCGCGCACAAAGCCUGCUUGAUGAGAAUUCGGCAUGGAGGUCGCCUCAAGUGGAGCACGUGGCUGCCUGGCUCAACCUCGGCUUCUAUGCCAGAGCAAGUGACCACCCGCAAGUCGCAUGGCGUCGAAGUUCUCAAGCUGUGCACGUAGCCGAGGCCUUGGGGUUGCAUCUGCAGCCUUUGGAAGGCGAAGAGGCGGACGUUGAAGCGGAGCAUAGCGUGCAGGAUCAGGCAGGGAGGCAGGAACCUGAUGAGCUGUGUGCAGCCAUAGGCAUUUCUGUCACCCCGAAGCGGCCCCCUUCUACUCGACUGCAGAGACUGUUUUGGACAGCAAAGAGCUUCAAUAGCAUCGUCAGCUGGGAAGUUGGUCUGACACCGGUAGCACUUCGACAAAUUACCAGAUUACCCCUGGAGCCUAGCGCGCACGACGCAACGCACGCAUUCUGUACUCUGGUCGCCAUUUUGGACGAGGAUGUGAGGGGUGAUGGGACGGGCACUGGGCUUGGUGGGGGCAAGGGCGUUCCUGGCCCGACGCGUGUCUCGGAUGACUCGAGCGCUGCCAGCAUCAUCAAUGGCGAAGGGGUUCUUCUGCGUGCCAUUGCACGUAUAGAAGCCGUUCCGGAGCCUUCGGCGGUGCUAGCGCUGGUCAAAGCGGACAUCGUGUGCUCCCUGUUUCGACGAUAUCGCGCUACUGGACGCGCUCUUUCCAAGACUCACGAAGCGACGAUAUUGGACUUGGGUCUAGGCGCCGUUAUUGCAGCGGAAGGUAUUGCUGAUGCCAAAGCGCCAUGGUGGCAGCUCACCAACACGCUCGUUCAGCUCAGCUGCAUGCUCAUUGCCAUCGACAGUCCCACGAGCCUGGCACAUCUAGGCAGAACUCUAAAAGCGCUACACAAGGUGCAGAGCGUCUUUGACACUCAGACGACUCGAGAAGCAAGCCACAUUACUCAUCGCAUAGCCAGGCUUUUGGUUGACAAGAAGCAGCGAGAUUUGGACCUCCUGACCAGGGCUGUUGAAGCACAAUCGACGAUUCUCAGCGAGUCGGGCGAUACUGCGCUUUUCGAGUCGCGACCCGCGCUACGAACUACAGCGGCCAUCGCGAGCCGUUCUCGCGCUUCGGCAGCUGCUGCUCGGGACGCAGAGAGUAAUGGUGCAGGCUUGAGCUUAGUGCCCCUAGAGGCUGCAGCGGGUCUUCGCAAUCCUGCAAAAAGCAUCGAUGCGACGGCGAUCGGCACGAGCGAUAGAUUUGCGGCCUCGCACGACGAUUUGUUGCAUGCUCGUAGUGCCACGCAUCCCAUUGCGGGCAUCACGUCGUCCAACGGAGCACAGAGCUCGUCGGCUCAUGCUUCCUCGAAUCUUCAUCAUCACCAACAACAUCAACGCGCAUCAUCGAAUCAUAUUCAAAUACCUCACCAUAUGCAACACCUUCGAGCAGUCGAUCAUCAUCACCACCUGAUCCAUCACGACGCCAUGACCUACCGAGGAUCAGCGCAGGGGCAAUAUCACCUCGUUUCGCCAAUCUCACCUCACCAUCCUCAAGCUCACUUGCAGGUCCCGCUUCCUCACAGUCCGAUAGCCCCCUUUUCAAGCCAUCCGCAGCAACACCCUUUGAUGCAUCAUCAACACCAAUACAACGGCGCGUGGCAGAACGAAUCGAUGGGCAUCGACUCGAUUGAUAGGUGGCUCGAGAUGAUGGGUGGCGCGGGUGCAGACUUGGCUUCCUUUAUGAGUCAGCCUCAGUGA